This is a messenger RNA of Talaromyces atroroseus, 1599 nucleotides long. RefSeq lists its product as hypothetical. Gene Ontology annotation, molecular function: transmembrane transporter activity. Bases 1 to 1599 code for a protein of 532 amino acids. Gene Ontology annotation, cellular component: membrane. NCBI's taxonomy places the organism in Eukaryota, Fungi, Ascomycota, Eurotiomycetes, Eurotiales, Trichocomaceae. The transcript has 5 exons. Gene Ontology annotation, biological process: transmembrane transport. The record is from RefSeq and is a predicted model, not a curated record.
AUGGAUGUUGUAAAGAAAGAUAUCUCCGAGCGCCCGCCAUCGACUGAUGUUCAGCCUACAAUAGUGUCAUCAGUCGUCCCUGACUUUAAGGAUGUGUCGUCUGAGGACGAUAUCUCGGGCUAUGUGCCAGACACAGAUCUCGAAAAACGACUGGUUCGGAAGUUGGAUUUGCUCAUGAUGCCUACUCUGUGGUUGAUGUGUGUGUUGGCAUAUGUCGACCGAAACAAUAUUGGUAAUGCAAAAACUGCAGGCAUGCAAGAUGCCUUGGAUUUAACGAGCUCCCGAUAUGCCAUGUUGAUUACCAUCUUCUUCAUUGCAUAUGUGAUACUUGAAGUCCCAUCCAAUCUCAUCCUCAUACGUGUGCGUCCCUCAUGGUACCUUCCUGGCAUUAUGAUUGCUUGGGGUGCCUUGGUAGCAGGGAUAUCGCAGAUCAAAACGUAUCAAGGGAUACUUGUCAUUCGGUUCUUUCUCGGAUUGAUAGAGGCAGGAUUCAUGCCUGGAGUCAUGUUUUUAAUGAGUUGUUGGUACAAGAAACAUGAAAUUGGUAUGUUCGUACGAUCAUCUAAAAAGGCCUUCCCGGGUGCAAAUAACUCAUUACAGCCAUUUUGCUGUGAGAUAGGAAAGCGCUUUUCAAUCUUUUUUACUGCUCUCUGCAUUGCUGGAGCCGUUAGUGGUCUUAUCUCUGGAGCCGUCAUCGCGGGCCUCGAAGGGUCUCACGGAAUGGCCGGAUGGCGUUGGCUUUUCCUCCUUGAAGGUGUCAUUACCAUUGGUGUUGCUAUGAUUUGCAUUUACAUACUGCCCAACUAUCCAUCGACAAGUCUUCGAUUCACCCCUGAAGAGCGCCGGCUUGCUGAGAUACGGGUUCUAUACGAUAGAAAACUCCACGAGACGCACCAGAGCAUGAAAAUGAACCCAUGGCAAGCGUUUGUUGCGGCUACUCUUGAUUUGAGGACCUGGUUUUUUGUUGUCUUAUACAUUCUUGACAACGGCGUUGCUACAAUCUCGUAUUUCAUUCCCACGGUCCUCGACGAUAUGGGUUACUCGGGUGAUAGGGCCCAGUGGAUGACAAUUCCUAUCUGGAUUGUUGCAACAAUUUUCCUGGUUGGCGUCUCGCUUUCGUCUGACCGCACGCAAGAUCGGCAAUGGCACAUCUCAUUCGGCAUGGGUGUCGCAACUAUCUCAGGUAUCAUUAUUGUAGCCGUGAAGAACUCCGCGGCCCGUUAUGCUUUUAUUUGCUUUUACAUGGCUGGCGUUUAUUGCGCUUUUCCGUUGAUCCUGAUCUGGACUUCGGAGACACUCUCUCUACCAAAGGAGAAGCGAGCCGUUGCAAUUGCCAUUGUUAAUGGAAUUGGAGAUUUGGCUUCAAUAUACGGAAGUCGUAUGUGGCCUUCAAAUGAUGCCCCUGAUUACAAACCCGGAUUUAUUGCCGUGAUUGUUAUGUGUGGUGCGUGUGGUUUGAUUGCUGCUGCUAUGCCGAUUGUAUUUCGGUACUUACCUCAGAUUAACUCCGAGGUCGAAAGAGAGGCAGAGGUCAUCGAAGUCGCUCGAUCGUUUCGCAGUGAUUUUACCUAUACCAUGUACACAUUCACAGAGGACUAG